Messenger RNA from Aspergillus terreus NIH2624, 1410 nucleotides. RefSeq lists its product as uncharacterized. The transcript has 10 exons. The record is from RefSeq and is a predicted model, not a curated record. Gene Ontology annotation, biological process: secondary metabolic process. Gene Ontology annotation, molecular function: CoA-ligase activity. NCBI's taxonomy places the organism in Eukaryota, Fungi, Ascomycota, Eurotiomycetes, Eurotiales, Aspergillaceae. Bases 1 to 1410 code for a protein of 469 amino acids.
AUGGCUCAGGUAUACAAGUCCGACUUCAGCCCCCUAUGGGAGGUCGAGUCACUCUCCAUCCCGCAGUUCAUGACCAGGUACAAUCCAUACGGCGUACCAGCGAAUAAAGUCGUCCAUUGUGAUACCUUCUCCGCAGACGCCAUCACCUAUGGCUCGCUUCGUGAGCAGGCCGGUUGUGCUGCCUGGGGGCUGCGACACAGGCUGGGCGUCAAGCCGGGAGAUACCGUGCUUGCCCUUGUUCCUAACUCGAAUGAAUUUAUACUUCUUGCUCAUGCGACGUGGUGGGCCGGCGCUGUGUUUGCACCGCUGAAUACGGCGUCCACUGAGAAGGAUGUCGCCCAUGUGCUCAACCUUGUCCGUCCUACGCACGUUGCUAUUACUGAAUCACAGAUGGAAACAGUGCAGCGUGCAGCGGCCUCGGUCGCCUCGGUCAAUCCAAAGAUCUUCACUGUUCUGAGCAAAACAGGCAACAUUCCUCGGUUCCCGAACGAUGUCGUCGGGAAAGAUGACGCAGAAAGCCUACCCCCGUAUGACCUCCAUGGCAAAAGCGCCAAAGAGGUCCCGAGCACGAUCUGUUUCUCGUCCGGCACCACGGGGAACAUGAAAGGCGUGCUCCUGUCUCACUUCAACUUGAUCAUGAACACUCUCCAAAUGCGGAAUUCGAUGCCAUUGAGGUUUCACUCUGGUAUCCGCGAAGUGUGGUUCCCGCCAUACUGCCAUAUUUACGGACUAGCUACGGUCGUCAUCUGUGGCAUGUGGGUUGGAGGCUUGUACUAUGGCUUGCCGGCGUUCGAGCUCGGGCCAUUCUGCAGGAAAGCGGCAGAGCUCAAGGCCACUGACAUGCAUCUUGUGCCACCAGUGGCUCUUGCUCUAGCCAACGAGCACAGUGUGCAGUCGUACGACCUCUCUUCGGUUGAAAGGGUGGUGAUUGCGGCUGCUCCGUUGAAGGUGUCACUCCAGCGAAAGCUAAAAGAACGACUUCCACAAGCGAGCAUUUGCCAAGGUUACGGCCUCUCCGAAUGCUCCCCCGGGGUCACGCAUCAGCUGUAUGACGAGGAAUCCAGCUGCGGCAGUGUAGGAAAGCUCUUUGCGGGAACGGAAGCUCGCCUGGUUGACCCCAACACCGGAAAAGAUGUCAACCCCGGAGAAGAAGGCGAGCUUUGGGUUCGUGGACCGCAGGUCAUGAUGGGCUAUUGCAACGACCCAGCCUCUACCAAGGAAAGCUUUUUCGACGAUUGGCUCAAGACAGGUGAUGUCAUGCGAGUUGACGCCGAUGGGAAUUUCUGGGUGACGGAUCGCCUCAAAGAAAUUCCAAAUUGCCCCCUCCGAGCUGGAGGAUAUGCUUCUCCGCCACGAGGACGUGACCGACGCCGCUGUUUGCGCCGUCUACGACGAUGCACAGGCGACUGA